AUGUCAAUUAAAGAAGAUCGCUUGAAAUUAAUCUUCAGUAGCGUCGCGGCAAAAUUCGGCUUACAAAAUUAUCAAAUAAGAUACCGCAGUAUAGAUGAAAAUAUUGAGAAUUACUUCGGAGUGCUUAUACCAAUAACUUUAAUUGGAAAAACAAAAGAUGGUGAGAUCUCCAGAAAUCUUAUUUUGAAAUGUCCACCAGAUAAUAAAGAAUUGAGAGACGCUAAUGUUUUAGAAUAUUUAUACAAUGCGGAGAUUUUUGUUUAUACCGUACUUAUACCACAUUACAAAAGGAUAUCUAAAUUUGACUUAUGUGAAUUAUUUCCUGAGUGUUACUAUUCAGAUCGUUUACAAUACCAUGAAAUACUUGUGUUGAAAGAUAUGUGCUGCGAAGGAUUCAGCCGAUGUCAAGGCAGUCAACAAAGAUUCCUUGAUUCAGACCACAUCACUGUAUCCUUAAAAUCUCUAGCCCUGUUUCACGCCUUAUCCAUGAUAUUCCAAGACGGAACCAAUGUUAUUGACGAGGCGAAUACAGUGAUGCCAUAUUCUUCGACAUACCCACCUAAACUGAUGAUAACUUUCAAAAAUUCUUUAAAAAAUCAUUUACAUUUGUUCAGAGACACAAAGCACGAAAAUUUCUUUUCUAUGCUUAAUUCUAAUUUUGCAAACAUUGUGAAUGAUACUACGACCAAAGUAAAAUGUUUGAUAUAUGGCCAUGGAGAUAUUUGGAAAGAAAACAUUCUAUUCAAAUAUAAAAAUAACAAGCCUGUAAAGGCCUGCCUAUUGGAUUAUCAAACCACUCACCUCUUGUGCCCAGCUGAAGAUGUUCUUGGCUUUUUGCUCAUUAGUACGCAAGCGAAGCCCCGGCGAAAAUUUUAUCAAUAUUUCUUAUCAGUAUAUUACGAUACUCUUCAACGAACUCUUUUGGAUCAUUGCCUUGAUUCCGAAAAGAUGUAUUCCAGAACUGAUUUUCAUAAUGAUCUAAAGAUCGUGGCACCUUAUUGUUUUAUAAGAACAAAUUUGUCUUUUUCGUUAUGGUUAGGUCUAGAAGAAGAAUCGUUGGUAAAAAGUAAAAAUAUAUGUAGAGAAGAAAGUAACAAAAUUGUUGCGUUAUCAAAUUACAAGGAAAUAAUGCUUGAUAUUGCAGAAGAUUUUGUAACGUUUGGGUAUACUUAA
Messenger RNA from Parnassius mnemosyne (clouded apollo), 1173 nucleotides. Lineage: Eukaryota; Metazoa; Arthropoda; Insecta; Lepidoptera; Papilionidae. The record is from the annotation of a GenBank genome assembly.